Molecule: messenger RNA, 381 nt
Organism: Staurois parvus
Lineage: Eukaryota; Metazoa; Chordata; Amphibia; Anura; Ranidae
Source: the annotation of a GenBank genome assembly
AUUUCUGCAGUGGAGGCGAGGAGGGGUGGAUGGGAGGCAACAUGCCCUGGAGCAGGGGUGUCAAACUGGCGGCCCUCCAGCUGUUGUGACACUACAAGUCCCAUCAUGCCUCUGCCUUUGGGGGUCAUGCUUGUAACUGUCAGUCUUGCAAUGCCUCAUGGGACUUGUAGUUUGGCAACAGCUGGAGGGCUGCCAGUUUGACACCCAUGCCCUAGAGGCACAGGUGUCAAACUGGCGGCCCUCCAACUGUUGCCAAAAUACAAGUCCCAUGAGGCAUUGCAAGAUUGACACUUACAAGCAUGACUCCCAAAGGCUGAGGCAUGAUGGGACUUGUAGUUUUGCAACAGCUGGAGGGCUGUCAGUUUGACACCCCUGCCUUAG